Molecule: messenger RNA, 4054 nt
Organism: Fusarium verticillioides 7600
Lineage: Eukaryota; Fungi; Ascomycota; Sordariomycetes; Hypocreales; Nectriaceae
Product: formate-tetrahydrofolate ligase
Exons: 5
Coding region: 177-3497 (1106 amino acids)
Biological process (GO): tetrahydrofolate interconversion
Cellular component (GO): cytosol
Molecular function (GO): formate-tetrahydrofolate ligase activity; methylenetetrahydrofolate dehydrogenase (NADP+) activity; ATP binding
Source: RefSeq, a predicted model, not a curated record
UGCAACUUUGGCUUAGAACAUUUCCUUAUGGAAAGGCUUGCAUUGCAUUGCAUAGAUCUACAUGUAUAUGCUCUCGCCAUUGAUCCGUCGGACACCAGGAGAUUGUUCGGCAUUGGGUCUAAUACCAUACUCGUCUACAUACGGCUGAUGAGGAUAUAAUCAUAUUAUAGUUGAUCAUGUACGGCGCGGUCCUCCGUUGCGCCGGGUGGCUUGAAUCGAAUAGUUCCCGAGUGAUCCCGAGACAGCAACGGCAUUUGCGGUUUCUAUCUUGGACGUUAUCGAUACCGAUAUCACGAUAUGCAACGAGAAUAAGCCUUGGACAUCAACGGCUGGGCUGCCGAUUAUAUACGCACCAAGCCGAACCCGCAGUAGAAUUAGGCGGGCCCCAGCAAAGUCAGAUUCUCACCCACCCACAGGCGUAUUCACGCACAAAGUCGCACAGGCAAACUCCCCUUCACACGUGUUCGGUGGUUUCUCCCGUGUCGACCGUGCCUUUCGUGGACGCCGCUAUUCGGACUGCCCCUCCUCACAACCCGACAGCCCACUUCUUAUACAGAGACUGCCUCUCAGUCAACAAACGACGAAAUAUCUUUGCUUCAACCUCUGUUGUCGAGUCUAAGUCUUUAUCUUUCAUUAACUCAUUCUCACAUCAGAAAAGACUCUUUUCUUCGACUACAAUGGUUGCUGCAAAGCUCGAUGGCAAUGCCAUUGCCAAGUCGAUCCGAGAGAAGCUCUGCGCCGAGGUUACUGAGAAACAGAAGCUCAACCCUAGGUUUAAGCCAUGCCUCAAGAUCAUCCAAGUGGGUGAUCGUUCAGACUCCUCUACCUAUGUUCGCAUGAAGCUCAAGGCUGCCGCAGAGGCUGGUAUCGACAGCCAACUGCUGCAUUACCCUGAGUCUAUCACGGAGGCGGAGCUUCUCGAUCAUAUCCGUCGAUUCAACCAUGAUCCUGCCGUUCACGGUAUCCUAGUCCAGCUCCCUCUUCCUAAGCACAUCUCUGAGUAUACUGUCACAUCUUUUGUAGCAGAUGAGAAGGAUGUUGAUGGUUUUGGCACCAAGAACAUUGGGGAGCUGGCCAAGAGGGGCGGCAAACCUCUUUUCGUACCCUGCACGCCCAAGGGUGUCAUGAUACUUCUCAAGGAGUCGGGGAUUGACCUGAAGGGAAAGAAUGCAGUUGUUCUUGGGAGAAGCGACAUUGUCGGUAGCCCCGUGAGCUACCUGUUGCGAAACGCUGACGCUACUGUCACCGUUCUGCAUUCCAAAACGCAAAACAUUGAGGAGUACGUCAAGAAUGCAGACGUCGUUGUUGCUGCUAUUGGCCAGCCUCUGUUCGUCCAGGGCAGCUGGAUCAAGCCUGGUGCCGUCGUCAUUGACGUUGGAACCAACUUUUUGCCUGAUGCCACCAAGAAGUCUGGUCAACGACUUGUUGGCGAUGUCGACUACGCUGCCGCAGUCGAAGUUGCAUCCGCCAUCACCCCCGUUCCUGGCGGAGUUGGACCCAUGACUGUUGCUAUGUUGAUGCAGAAUGUCGUCGAUGCUACAACGUGGUAUUUCGAGUCUCAGAAGCUUCGAAAGACCAUCCCCCUACCCCUGAAACUAGAGGAUCCCGUUCCUUCAGAUAUCGCUGUGUCACGAGCGCAAACACCUAAGGACAUCACACGCAUUGCUGCCGAAGUCGGCAUCGCUCCCCACGAGCUGGAACCUUAUGGCGCAUACAAGGCCAAGGUUGACCUCGGUCUUCUGCAACGACUGGAGCACCGUCGAAACGGCCGUUAUGUCGUUGUCACUGGCAUUACCCCAACACCCCUGGGCGAGGGCAAGUCUACCACAACUAUGGGCUUGGCUCAGGCUCUCGGAGCUCAUGUUGGACGUUUGACUUUUGCCAACGUUCGACAGCCCAGUCAGGGCCCUACCUUUGGUAUCAAGGGAGGUGCUGCUGGAGGAGGCUACAGUCAGGUCAUCCCCAUGGAUGAAUUCAACAUGCACCUCACUGGUGAUAUCCAUGCCAUUACCGCCGCCAAUAACUUGUUGGCUGCUGCUAUUGAGACUCGAAUCUUCCACGAGAAUACUCAGAAGGACGGACCUCUGUACAAGCGCCUAGUCCCCACAAAGAACGGCGAGAGGAAAUUCGCCCCCGUCAUGUUCCGCCGAUUGAAGAAGCUCGGAAUUGACAAGACCAAUCCUGAUGAACUGACUGAAGACGAGAUUCACCGAUUCGCCAGACUGGACAUCGACCCCGAGACGAUUACGUGGAGACGAGUUCUGGAUGUUAAUGACCGCCACCUUCGAGGAAUUACAGUUGGAACAGCCCCCACUGAGAAGGGCCAAACUCGAGAGACUGGUUUUGAUAUCACAGUUGCUAGCGAGUGUAUGGCUAUUCUGGCACUUAGCAACAGUCUGGCCGAGAUGCGCGAGCGUCUAGGUUCAAUGGUGGUGGCUACAUCACGAAAUGGCGACACUGUCACUGCCGAUGAUAUCGGUGCGGGCGGCGCUCUUACUGCUCUCAUGAAAGAUGCCAUCAAGCCCAACCUUAUGCAGACACUCGAGGGUACUCCUGUAUUUGUCCAUGCUGGUCCUUUUGCUAAUAUCAGCAUCGGUCAGAGCUCCAUUCUUGCUGACAAGCUCGCUCUGAAGCUUGCUGGUACUGAGCCUGACGAGGACCAUGAUGAGAAGGCUGGCUUCGUCGUCACCGAAGCCGGUUUCGACUUUACCAUGGGUGGUGAACGAUUCUUCAACAUCAAGUGCCGUACUUCUGGCCUUACUCCCGAUGUUGUUGUCGUUGUUGCUACUGUCCGAGCCCUCAAGGUUCACGGCGGUGCACCUCCCAUUGCUCCCGGUGCAGCGCUCAGCCCCGUUUACAAGGAGGAGAACGUUGACAUUCUGCGCGCUGGUUGCGUGAACCUGAAGAAGCAGAUUGCCAACGCCAAGUCUUUUGGCAUUCCUGUUGUCGUUGCGAUCAACAAGUUCUCUACCGACACAGAGGCCGAGAUCGCUGUCAUUCGUGAGGAGGCCAUCUCUGCAGGUGCUGAGGAUGCCAUCCUUGCUAACCACUGGGCUGAGGGUGGCAAGGGAGCCGUCGACCUGGCUCAUGGUGUCAUUGCAGCUUCAAAGAAGCCCAAGGACCUGAAGCUGACCUACGAUCUGGAGGGUACUGUUCAGGAGCGCCUUGAGGCUAUCGGCAAGAAGAUGUACGGUGCCGAGAAGGUCGAGUUCAGCGAACUCGCUCAGAAGAAGGUUGACACCUACACACGCCAAGGAUAUGGCCAUCUACCUAUCUGCGUGGCCAAGACACAAUACUCUCUGUCCCAUGAUCCCGACCUGAAGGGUGCUCCUACUGGCUUCACGAUCCCCAUUCGUGAUGUCAGGAUGGCUGCCGGAGCAGGAUACCUGUAUGCCCUUGCUGCUGAUAUUCAGACAAUUCCUGGUCUGCCAACAGCACCUGGCUAUCUCAAUGUUGAUGUCAAUGUCGAGACAGGCGAGAUCGAAGGUCUCUUUUAAACUAAAACAAUCCUGGUGCAUAAUGGAUUUUGUCGGAAGCGAGGUACACGGGACUGUACACCCUCAACUCAACGUGGGAACGGACGGAUGGGAAGGCGAAGCAUUAGGGCGUGGCAUUUCAACAUAUGGUGCGGGACUGGUUAGCGGAUAUCAUCAAUCAUGUGCCUAUUGGCAAUUAAAUCAAGUUUUUGAUUUGGACUAUUUACAGCGUGUCUUGUGUUACCAUCGUGUAAUGAAUGAGUGUCUGGGUCUGAGUUGACUCGACCAGCAUGACAAGCAUGUUUAUUACCGUCAAUGCGAAUGCCAUAGCUGAAGAGGGAUUCUGCCUUGGCUGGAAAUGCAGUCUUAUCAUGCAUACUACGUGGUAGGCGUCGACGGAAUUUGCCAUUGUGCAUGUUGCAUACAGCCACAAAGUUGAAUGGUAGGGCCCAUCUAAUGUCAGGCAAACCGGAAUGGGGUGGUUGGUCAGUAACUACCACCACAAAUAUCAAGCCUUUUUUUUUAUUAGUGUGAGGGUGAGGGUGAGUGUGACUUGACAGCAUCGGCAUUUCCCGUUG